This is a messenger RNA of Argiope bruennichi, 3388 nucleotides long. Its product is annotated as zinc finger protein 532-like. Lineage: Eukaryota; Metazoa; Arthropoda; Arachnida; Araneae; Araneidae. The coding region runs from base 134 to 2485 and encodes 783 amino acids. The record is from RefSeq and is a predicted model, not a curated record. The transcript has 3 exons.
CUUAGCUCUAUUCAUUUAAGAUGAUACCAUUUCUCGUUAUUGAAUAAUCGUUGAAUUUGUCUUCAAAAGGUUUAAAAAAAUUAAAGUAUUGCUAUGGAAUCUUAUCUGAUUUUCUGCAGAAUUUAAGAUAAAAAUGAGUAGCAAUCCUAUUAUUACGAGUAUCUUGAAACUGCAACCCAAACAGAACAUAGUUUCAACAAAUUCUACGCCUUUUACUCCAGAAAGACAAAAUGUUCCCAAAACUGUUAGCUUACUUUUGACACCAGAAUCAGCUUUAGCUCCCAAUAAUGAACAAAAUAAUUCAAGUAUUAACUUGAAAUCAGGAAAUGUUUUAAAAUUAAAGCAUAAUGAUAUUAGUGAUAUGUGUUUUAAAGGUGAUAAUUUGCAACAACUAAGUACCAAUGCUUUGCCACAAUUUACUCCAACUCCUCCACCUAAUCCAGCCAAAGCUAAUUUUGAAGCCUUUUGUUGUUCAGAUUGUGGUGAUACCUUUGCUCUGAAAUGUAGUUUGACUUUUCAUCUUGAACGAAGAUCUGUUUUGAUUAAAUUUCCUUGUGAAGCAUGUAAAGGAGUUCGCAUUUUCUACAAUCGUUGUACUUUACUGUCUCACAUAAGGUCUCAUGCUGAUAAAAAUGAACCUGCUGCUAUUGAGAAAGCGGUAGUAAAUCCUUUACCUCGUGUUUUUAUGGAUGGUCUCCAAAAUGAAUUUGUGAACACUCUUGAUGAUGAUUUAAAUAGCAUGGAUGAUAUUAAUGAAACACCACCUUCAGAAUUAUUGGAGUUUUCUUUAAAAGAAGAUGAUGAUGCAUUUUUGCUGAAAGAGAAGGCAGUUAUAUUUCCUAACACAGAAAAGGUGAAAUGUUCAGACUGUAAUGAAGAAUUUGAAACUGCUGAAGCUAGGAAAGAACAUCUGACAAAUGGAGAUAAAAUUCCUGUCAUGGUUUCUCAAUGUAAUAAGUGUGGAAUGGUAUGCCCAUCAAAAUGUAGUUUGAAAGCUCACCAAAGAUUGCAUCUGCAGGUUAGUCCUUACAUAUGCCCUGAAUGUGGAGAAAGCCCAAAUGCAUAUUGGGCAAAUUUUCAGCAUCAUGUUAAAUACAAGUGUUUUCAUCAAUCUCGGGGCAUUGGUUAUAAAUGCCCAGUUUGUAAAAGAGUAUCACCGAGCAAUGAAUCAUUACUUAAACACAUGGAAUUGCAUACAGAAAAAUACUUGAAAUGUGAAUCCUGUCCAAGGGCUUAUAUUUCUAAGAUGAAUUUCGAUGAACAUGUAAAAGAUUAUCAUGGUGGAAAACCAAUAAAAUUUAAUACAAUCUAUAAGUGUUCAUUGUGUGAUAUAGUAUUUAUGGGUAGUGAAUCAAUGUUGACUCACAGAUCAACUCAUCUUAAAGAACAGAUUUGUGAAUAUGUUUUUAAUUGUAUGCAAUGUGGAAAACCUUUAGAAAAUAAACAGUUACUAGCAGAACACAUAAAGAAUUCUCAUCCAAAAAUUUAUAAGCUUAUGACUCGAGAUGAAGCACCUGAGGAAAAACAAUCUGCUCCUUCUACAUACAAAGGGAAAAUUGAAUGCAUCUUAUGCAAUUGUAAAUUUAAUAACUUUCAAGGUUAUAGUGUUCAUAUUUCAAGAACUCAUGUAAACAUGAAUCAGCCUUGUAGUUACUGUUUCAUGAUUAUUGGAAACAGAAGAGAGAUGGUAACUCAUGGAAAAAAACACUUGAAGAAAGGAAAUAUUAUUUGUCUGCUAUGUAACAAUAUGAAAUGUAGUGAUGAAAAACGCUUAGAUGCACAUUUAUCUAAACACCAUGUUGAUAAGUUGCAGUAUUGCACUGUCUGUCCUAUCUGUAAUGAAAUGUUGGCAACAUUUCAUGGUACUCUAAACCAUCUUCGUGUUGAGCAUUUUCUGGUUACCAAAGAAUCUGUGAAUGAGACAGCUGAGAGCAUAAUUACAAGAUCUGAAAAUGUUACUUGUCACUUCUGCAGAAUUUCAUUUGAUAAUGACUUUGAACUUCAAGCCCAUUUGAAAUCUACACAUCAUGCUGACCACAAUAAACAGCCAGCUAAUGUAUUCACAACAGAUGAAAAGGAACAAGAAUCUCCUGCAAAGAAACAGCGGAUAGAAGGGAACAUUUGUGCAAAAUGUGAUUUUCAAUCAUCUGAGAGGGAAGCUUUCAAAAAACAUUUGCUUACUCAUAAAACAAACAAAAGUACAUUUCAGUGUCAAGAAUGUGGUCUUUGUUUUGUUGUUGAACCAGCACUGAUAAAGCAUUUACGAAUCAUACAUAAAAUAAGUGAUACACAAAAAUAUAUUGAGGAAGAAGGGACGAAUUUCAUGCCUCCUGAUUCCAAAACAGCAACUGAAGUACGUUCUUGCGAUUCCCUCAUAUGUAAUGUUUGUUUCACAAGUUUUCCAUCAGAGACACAAUUAAAAACUCAUAUGCGUAGCCAUGGAAUGGCUUUUAUUCAAGCCACUAAAACAAAUGCAACAUCUUAAAAUUCUGUUCUUUUAUAAAUAUCCAUGAAUUCAAUUUAUUCUUAUUAUGUAAUAAUAGAUAAUUUUCCCUUUUGUUAUUUAUAAUAAUUUUAGCCAAAAUCAAUUGUUAAAAAUUUUUAAUUGGAAACAUUCAUUUAGAAAGAAGAGUUUGUUUUUUUUUUUAAAAUUGGAGCCAUUCAAAGCAAUUUUUUUCAAUGAUGGAAGAUGGCAUAUAUAUAUUUAUAUAUAUAUGUGUGUGUUUUCAGAAUAAAAAUAUUUAUUCAUCUUUGAUGAUUUAAUGUGAUUAAUAUUAAACUAAGCAAUUAUAGUCGAUAAAUUUUUACUUACUAUAUCAAAGGGUGUUUUAUUAUCAAAUGGUCAAUAAACAACCCUAGGUGUAAACUAAGCAAUUAUAGUCGAUAAAUUUUUACUUACUAUAUCAAAGGGUGUUUUAUUAUCAAAUGGUCGAUAAACAACCCUAGGUGUGAACUAUAAUGUAUAUUUAAGAAUUUCUCUAUUUUUCAACAGGAUUUAUUUUUGAAUAUUAGUAAUCAAUAUUAUCUCUGAAAUAAAAUUCUUUAUUUAAAAUAAAUAUUGUUUAAUUUUGUGAAAUUUUUUUGUCAUAAAGAUGUAUAGAAGCAGAUACUAAAAUUAACAGUAAUGUAGCUAUAUGGAAACUCUCCACAUAGUAUCUUGUUCAAUCUGAACUGUUGCAUCUUCAACUUAUGUAUCAUCAUCGGUUUUCUCCAAGAAGUUUCUUUAAUGAUUCAUCUUUUAGCUUCCAAAAUGUGAUGCUAAUUCAAAUGCUUAGCUGAUAUUUUAGAUAAGAUAAAAUCAUUAAUUAUGUUUUACUUAAUUUAAUGUAAGCAUUUUUAUAUAUAUAUAUAUAUUUGUUGAUUUAUGAAAGUAGUGUCAUUUCCUCUU